UUGGAGGAAGUAAUACAACAACAAAGAAAGAUGGCCGAAGUGAUAGAGCUGCAGAAGCUGAAGCUUGCUGAACUGAGGCAGGAGUGUGAGGCCCGAGGUCUGGACACCAAGGGGAACAAAGGGGAGCUCAUCGCUCGGCUGCAAGCCUAUCUGGAGGAGCACGAGGAAGAUGUGGACGUUGAUGAUGUGCUGGCAGAGGAUACAGAGGAUUUCACUAAAGUUGAGAGUGCCAACAACAUAAAAGUUGACAAGGAUUCUGAAUCUGCUGAGAGCGAGACACCCACUGAAAAGAAGGUGGUGAAAAUAGCUCCUCCAUCAUCUGCCAGUGAAAGACUACAGAAGAGAGCUGAACGCUUCAACAUGCCAGCAACAGCUGAAAGCAAGAAGGCCAUACGUGCCGCAAGGUUUGGCUUAUCCACGGAUACUUCCAGUCCCUCUCCAGGUCUCGUUGCAAACAGUAAAGCUGCUGUGAACGUCGAUCAGCUGAAGAAGAGAGCGGAAAGAUUUGGCAUGAACGUCUCAUCCAUUUCACAAAAGAUGGAAGAGGAUGAAAAGCUGAAAAAAAGGAAGGAGAGGUUUGGGAUCAUGACGAGUGCAGGUUCAGGUGCAGCAGAUGAUACUGAGGCAAAGAAAAUGAAGCGCGCUGAAAGAUUUGGGAAAGUGUAAAUAAUAUUUUAGAGUUCGCUUUUUUUGUAAAACAUUUUCAUGACUGUACAACAGAGAUUCCCGAAGAUAACAGAUGUCACUAAUAAUAGGAUUCCUGUAGAUCAAAAGUACAGUUAAAUAAAUAAAAAGACAAAUGGGUGAGUUAGAUCAUUGAUAUGUUUUUGAAAACAGAAAAAGUUCUCAGUCAUUAUUGAGCACAAAGUUGGUGGAUACUAUAAAUUUGAAAAAAAAAAAUUGAUUUGUCUGCUUUUCAUAUUAAUUUCUCAGUCCCUGGUGGCUCAUCAUUCCUGAUCUUACUGCUCAUCAAACAAAUCAAACUCUCACUAUUUUCUGCAUAAAAUGACUUGAAAUCAAACUUGAACAUCAAACAGACGAGGUGAGCAAGUUGAGAUGAGGAAUACUUUUAUUGUGAAACGGCUACAGGAAGUGUAGCGUUAGGUGACAAGUGUAGCCACCAAGGGCAGUUUUCUUUGCUUCUUUUUUUUUUUUUUAAAUUAGGACGUUUAUUAGACUUCAACACUUCAUAGAAGGAGCAGUUAUCUCUUACGUUACACACAUGCUGAUACCAUAUUUUAGGACUGAGAAAUCCAAAACAGUGAAAUUAAAAUUGAAAAAUGAUAACUGAACAAACUGAAAGUAAAGUUGUAUUUAUUGGAGGUAAUAUUCUAAUGUUCCAUUUAAAUGAUAGGACUCACUUGUUUGUAUGUACUGUGCGUAUUUAAUUGUACUUUUGCUCUAUCAGAUAGCCUGUUAUUUUCUUGUUUUCUUGUUGGGAUUCCAUUAGUACACUGCUUCAGUUAUCUGUCCAUUUUCUAACAUUUUGUGAUUUAAAAUAAAUUGUUUUCGAUU
Toxotes jaculatrix (banded archerfish) is the source of this 1515-nucleotide messenger RNA. RefSeq names its product SAP domain containing ribonucleoprotein. Gene Ontology annotation, cellular component: nucleus. Lineage: Eukaryota; Metazoa; Chordata; Actinopteri; Toxotidae. The coding region runs from base 31 to 666 and encodes 211 amino acids. Gene Ontology annotation, biological process: poly(A)+ mRNA export from nucleus. The transcript is spliced from 11 exons. The record is from RefSeq and is a predicted model, not a curated record.